AAUAAAACCUUUACUAUAUUUUCCUUCUAAAAACAGCAUCAAAACGACCAUCAAUUACCCUCAAAACGACAACAAAAAACAAAAAAACAAAUUUUCCUUGAUACUUUCUCGAGAAAAAAAAUGUCUGCUUGUAGUAAAAUCCGAUACAUUGUUCGACUCCGUCAAAUGUUACGACGAUGGAGGAAGAAGGCCGCGAUGACUGCUCGUUGUCGCGUACCGUCAGAUGUACCCUCCGGACAUAUAGCAGUCACAGUAGGCACUGAUUGUAAGAGAUUUGUGGUGCGAGCGACGUAUCUGAACCACCCACUGUUCAAAAAAUUGCUAGCACGCGCUGAGGAGGAGUUUGGUUUUUCGAAUUCUGGUCCGUUAUAUAUCCCCUGCGAUGAAUCAUUGUUCGAGGAAAUAUUAUGUUACCUAGCUCGCUACGAAUCUGAUAAAAACAACGUUGGAUGUUUCAUCAAUUUCGAGGAUUUUCAAAGAUAUUGUCAUGUUGGUAUUCGAAGUAACCUCGAUUUCUGGGCUGAUUCUAGACCUCUUUUGAAUGGAAUCUCCGAUAAGUCCAUUUGGUAAUAUUGAAAUUUCGAGAGUCAAUCAAAAAAAAUUGACCGAAAUUUCAUUAUAUGAGAAGAAUAAAAAAAUAAAAAGAUGGUGAUGAUUUUGAUCCGGGUUCGACUCGUCCGAGUUAGUUCGCCUGCACAGUUAACUCACUUGACUCGGUUGGUUGAUGAGUUUUUUUUUUUUCUUUUACUAAUUGAGGGAAUUAUUCUUUUGCUUAUCGAAAAUAAAAUUUACUGGUAAGUUUAAAGGUUUGUUGAUCGUGUACUAAAUUGUUGCAUUAGUAGUGUAAUUUUAACUUGUUAUAAUAGUUAACUUGUUUAAUUUUUCAAGUUAUUAGUUCGCUUUUCAUGAACAGUUAUUUACAGUUAUCUUUUAAUGAUCAGAUCAAGUAAAAGAUAAAUGUAAAUAAUUGUUCGUGUUUUGUGGAAUUAGUAACAUGAGAAAUAAAACAAUUAAUUUAUUAUAGCAAGGAAAUUUAUACUGAUAGUGUAAGAAUUAUUUACACGGUUAAUAAAAAAAGUUAAAUCCUUUUUUUAUAUACAUUUUUUACGAAAAAUUGAGGUGGGAUGAUCGGGUCACGAGUCAAGAGUGAAGUAUACUCCGGAGAAUGUGAUAGGAGAUGGCAAAACGGUGGGCGAGUCGUUUUUUACCACUGAGUCGUCCCGGGCUCGACUCGGAGUGAAAUUCAACAACACAGAGACAAAUUAAUAAGUACUGUGAUUACUCCUAUUAAUUAAUGGAUUAUCGCUAUUAGCUUAUUGUAAAUUUUUAUUUUUGUGUAACAUGAUUAUUGUUGAUUGAUGAAUCAAAAAAUGUAGAGAAAAUUUAUUCAAAAUCUUAAAUUAUCAGUUUC
This is a messenger RNA of Solanum stenotomum, 1411 nucleotides long. Its product is annotated as auxin-responsive protein SAUR50-like. The coding region runs from base 121 to 570 and encodes 149 amino acids. The transcript has a single exon. The record is from RefSeq and is a predicted model, not a curated record. Lineage: Eukaryota; Viridiplantae; Streptophyta; Magnoliopsida; Solanales; Solanaceae. Gene Ontology annotation, biological process: response to auxin.